Molecule: messenger RNA, 384 nt
Organism: Pseudogymnoascus destructans
Lineage: Eukaryota; Fungi; Ascomycota; Leotiomycetes; Thelebolales; Thelebolaceae
Exons: 2
Coding region: 1-384 (127 amino acids)
Source: RefSeq, a predicted model, not a curated record
AUGGAGAUGACUCAGGUCUUGGCCGCCCGCGCGCCUGUGUUCCAGCCGGAUUUGGACAGCUCCGAAGUCGCAGAGGCGGGAUGUCCGGUUUUUCCUUCUCGCUGGGUUUAUGAGUUGUGGUUAGGCGAGGUGGGGGGGAGAAAUGUGAUUGGUUGGAUUGUCGCGGGGCACACACCAAUUCUCCUCCACUCUCCUACCUCCGAAAACGCCCUCGCCGGCGAACCGUACCCGACAGACAGAUACUUUUACCCGCCGCCGCGGAUAGAGUGUGGGGACUGCCCGAUCGACACCGGAACCCUGUUCGUCGAGUUAGUCCGACUUAGCCCUCCUCCAAAGUCUCUCUUAGUCGUGCCUGUUACUCGACCGAAAAAGGCCCUAUCUUGA